UUCACCUCAGCGUUAGACUACCGAUAUCGCCUUCUUCUAGAAAUAUCAUAGGCGCAUUUUUUAACCACACAGAUGCGAGGUGCACCUGUCGUGUGCCAAACCAGCUGAUAUUAGGUAAUAGUAGUUGGCAAAUCGCCGUGGGAUUCAUCCAGCGCCUUUGACAGCCUACAUUGCGUGUGAGGAGAGGCGCAGAAUGCCGCUGCUCAUAAUGUGAUGAGCGCACAGACCGCAUCUAAAGCCGCUAUUUUCAGCGCUGGAAGAAGAAACUCGUCAAAUAGAAAUCUCCAGUCUCAGCAAGGGGAAAAUAACGACAUGGGGGAGCAGCCCAUCUACAGCACAAGGGCACACGUCUUCCAGAUAGACCCCAACACUAAGAAGAACUGGAUGCCCACCAGCAAGCAUGCGCUUACUGUUUCUUACUUCUAUGACAGUACUAGAAAUGUAUACAGGAUAAUCAGCUUGGACGGAUCAAAGGCAAUAAUAAACAGCACUAUCACCCCAAACAUGACCUUCACGAAGACGUCACAGAAGUUUGGGCAGUGGGCAGACAGCCGUGCCAACACAGUUUAUGGGCUGGGUUUCUCUUCUGAACAUCAUCUGUUCAAGUUUGCAGAUAAAUUUGCAGAGUACAAGGAAGCUGCAAGGUUAGCCAAGGAGAAAUCAGUAGAAAAGAUGGAGCUGGCAAAUUCACCCUCUCAGGAAUCACCUGCCGACAUUCAUUCCCCCUUGACUCCACCCGUCACCGCUGACCUCUGCCGAAUCAAUGGCACUGGCGAUGACGUCACCCUCUCUGACGUGUCGACCAAUUCUAUGCUUCAAUCAGAUUUGUCACCAACUACGCCAACUUUUGCACACAGCCCGACUACCAACAAACAUUGGGAAGCAGAACUUGCAGCACUAAAGAACAACAAUGCCAAGCUUACAGCUGCACUGCUGGAGUCCACAGCCAAUGUCAAACAAUGGAAACAGCAGCUAGCAGUCUACCAGGAUGAGGCUGAAAGGCUACACAAACGGGUGUCAGAACUGGAGAGUCAGAGUAGUCAAACCAAUGUGAUCAAAUCCCAGAAAACUGAACUGAACAAAACAAUAGAGGAGCUGGAGUGUACACUGAAGGCAAAAGAAGAGGAAAUGGUGCGAAUGAAAGAAGAAGUAGAAAAGGCCAAGCAGUUUCAGUCUCAGAAAGAUGAACUCACACGAAAAUUAGAGGAGACAGACAUAAGGAACAAAGAGCUGGAAGAACAGUUAACUGAUCUGGAGCAACGUCUGGAGUCAAGUCAAGUGGAUCAGGAGAACCUUCGCAAGAACCUCAAAAUCAUGCUGGAGAUUCUAGAUGGAAAGAUCUUUGAGUUGACUGAGCUGCGAGACAACCUAGCUAAGCUUAUAGAGGACAGCUAGACUGCUCCACCCCUCCACCUCAGAACAAGACUUUAGUGCUAAGCCACUGUCCUCCUUGAUCAAAUAAACAAUUCAGUCUGAGAGGGUCUUGUAUACUUUCAAGCCAAGCCUUGAGGAACCUUGAUGGACUCUUCUCACAGUAAACACUUAUUUGGUUGCACUUGAUUUUGUAUUUUUUAAGUGGGUUAGCUCUCUUCAGUGCCACUGCUACCUACCAAGUUUUGUUGUUAAGAAUUCUACUGUACUUUUAUUGUUAUUUUGAGUUUUACCCUGAAUUAGACAGCCUACAAAGAUAGUGUAGGCUCCUCCUCUUUUAAGGUGCUGGUUUUGUGUGCCAAGCUGUUGGCAUAAAUGGAUGUUUAUUAUGCUGCAGAGGACACUACACGAAUAACACUGACUGGAUCUUCAGUUGUAUUUUAAGACUGGACUUUCAGAGCCAUAUGUUGUUGCCAAAGGUUAUUGGCUUGCCUCUUCCCCUUCAUGAUAACUGCCUCAAAUUUCAGUCAAUGUUUCAGGAGACUCAAGCACUGACCUAAAAAUCUCUAUAUGUUUAUCUAACUAAAUGAGAUGUAGAUGUGACAUAUGCUUUAGGCCUGUAAUAUACUCUGAGCAAUAUUAUUGUGAGAUUAGUGAAAGUCAUCUCAAUGCAUCUGUCAGGUAUUCAAACAUUCUAAAGGACGAAUGUGGCUUGUUAUAGGUAAACUCUCUGGAUUUGACCAGUGUAAUGCUUUUGGAUCAUAUUGGCCUUAUAUUAACCUGUAUCUAUACAUUUUUCAGGACUCAGUAUAUUAUUGAAGACGAGGAUCUUCCUUUGUUUGUUGACUUACCAAAUGCAAUUAUGUACUCAAUUCCUUACAAUUUUCAAUAAUAUUAUUGUCAUAUUUAAAAAAUCCAUCCUGCUGAUGGAUAUUACAAUACAUAAAUCACUAUUAGUAUGAUUGUAUUUAUAUGUGGGGAAAAUUCUGUUUUAAAUUUCCCAAUGUUAAUAAAGAUAAUUUAAAGAUAUCU
Messenger RNA from Xyrauchen texanus (razorback sucker), 2403 nucleotides. Its product is annotated as homer protein homolog 1-like. The transcript is spliced from 9 exons. Gene Ontology annotation, molecular function: G protein-coupled glutamate receptor binding. Gene Ontology annotation, biological process: G protein-coupled glutamate receptor signaling pathway; regulation of store-operated calcium entry. NCBI's taxonomy places the organism in Eukaryota, Metazoa, Chordata, Actinopteri, Cypriniformes, Catostomidae. The record is from RefSeq and is a predicted model, not a curated record. Gene Ontology annotation, cellular component: plasma membrane; postsynaptic density; cytoplasm. The coding region runs from base 214 to 1395 and encodes 393 amino acids.